Messenger RNA from Zophobas morio, 936 nucleotides. RefSeq lists its product as uncharacterized. Gene Ontology annotation, cellular component: cytosol. The transcript is spliced from 12 exons. Gene Ontology annotation, molecular function: methylenetetrahydrofolate dehydrogenase (NADP+) activity; methylenetetrahydrofolate dehydrogenase (NAD+) activity. Gene Ontology annotation, biological process: purine nucleobase biosynthetic process. The coding region runs from base 1 to 936 and encodes 311 amino acids. Lineage: Eukaryota; Metazoa; Arthropoda; Insecta; Coleoptera; Tenebrionidae. The record is from RefSeq and is a predicted model, not a curated record.
AUGGGCAAUUGUAAAGAAUUCGAUCCUACAGGCAUCUCUAAUUAUUACAGCAAUAAAGUAAGAGAUGUUAUUUCCGGGUUAAAAAAAAAGCCAGCAAUAGUGGCCUUUUUUGCAAAUCCCGAUGAGGGCAAGAUAAGAAUUGCUGAAUCAAUAAAGCGUGCUUGCUUAAAGACAGGUAUAUCUUUUGAGCUUUCUCAAGUUUCUAAAUACGAUCUUGAGGAGGAGGUACUUAAAGCUAAUGAAGACGAGGCUAUCACAGGAAUUAUAAUCAAUUACCCUGUUUUUGGAAAUAGACAGGAUGAAUAUUUAAAAAAUGUUAUACUUCCUGAAAAAGAUGUUGAAGGGCUGUGCCAUAGAACAAGGUAUAACAUAUUUCAUAAUAUUCGGACUACAUCCAAUGGUCACAAACCAAUCCUUCCAUGCACCCCUUUGGCCAUUAUGAAAACUUUAAAACAUUUGGGGGCGUACGAUAAAAGGUUGGAAAAAGGAAAUCGAUUAUAUGGAAAGGCUAUUGUCGUCAUCAACAGAAGUGAACGCGUUGGACGACCUUUAGCUGCCUUACUCGCUAAUGACGGUGCUUGCGUGCAUUCCGUUGACAUAUCCGACAUUCAGGCAAUGUCUCGCGGGCCUGGAUUGAAAUUCCCCAAGUUUAAGUUGAUAUCAGCACGAAUGUCUUUUGAAGAAUGUCUUAAUAAUGCAGAUAUUAUUAUUUCGGGAGUCCCAUCUAAAAGCUAUAAGAUUCACCAGAAGUUAAUAAAAGAAGGUGCAAUAUGUAUCAACUUUUCAUCAGACGAGAAUUUUGACGCAUCAAUAAAGCUACGAGCUUCCGUUUUUGUUAAAUCUCUGGGAGAGUUGGAAAGGGUCAUGCUGAUGCGAAAUUCCUUAAGGAGUGCCAUCCAGCAGUCUAACUUCCCUCCAUUAACUCAUUCGAAAUAA